This is a messenger RNA of Anthostomella pinea, 2640 nucleotides long. NCBI's taxonomy places the organism in Eukaryota, Fungi, Ascomycota, Sordariomycetes, Xylariales, Xylariaceae. The record is from the annotation of a GenBank genome assembly.
AUGAAUGCUGGGGCCAUCCGCACCCGCAUUCUGAUUUCCAGUCCCUUCUUCCGAGCCCUCCCACGACGACUUGUUUCGCGGCAGACCCAUUCACAUGCCUGCGCCCGCCCCGGUGUCAAUGCCUUCACCUUUGGCCGCAUCUCGACAACUCCCGACGCCAUGUUAGGCAGGGCACGAGACAGAGCUCAGGCCUCGGGCCCGCGCUCUGCCGCACCAUCGUCCUCCGUCAAGCCCGAACUCGCCAAGCAGCUGUUCCCCUCGAGCAGCCCACACACGCACGACGGCAACAUUGCUAGCUGGGCCUCUUCGUCUCAGAAACCCCGACCGACCGUUGGCGCCAAUGCCAGUGCCAGGCCGCCAUCAUUCAAACCCGCCGCUCAUGAUCCUCUGGUGUCUAGGUCCAACAACUCGCAGUCGCGGGCCAACAGCCUCGCCUCUAUCUGCAGCAACGCUGGUUCCUUCCAGGAAGAACUGGGAACGAGCAGCAGACCGUCGCAGCCAUAUCCCCCCUCAUCGGUCUACAUUGCCGAUGACGACUUCAGCGAUGACAACACCCUCGAGUUGGACUACGAAUGCCCAGCCUCGCUACCCCCUCCACCUCCGCCUCCAGCACCCAAACCCGCAGCCACGCUGACGUCCGCACCAACUACCAGUCAGAUCCCAUGGUCUUCGUCCCCACAAGGUCAUAUGUUCCCGCCCGCGCUUCCUCGUAAGAACAUUCUCAAGCGCUUCUUGCCUGAAGAGGCACCGCCUCCCGGCCCCCCUGCCGCGAAGAAGAGGAGCCUGCCCAGGCGGUGGGCACAGCGGGAUACUGACGCUCUCGGCGAUGAUGACGUCCAGGAGAUAUGGGCCACGCAGGCCCCCAAGCCGUUGGCCACCCCGGCACCCAAGAAGCAGACCGCACUGCCGUGGGACACCACCCAAAGUGCUACCAAGGAGCGGCGCAAACAACUCAAGAAUCAGAGCAAGAAGUCUGGCGUAGAGCCUGGCUUCUCCACGGAAGAGAUGCGGGAAGUCACAGACGAACAUGUCCUACAGAAAACUAAAGCCUCAGCGAUUUCUCUCAGCUCCGAGCAGCAACACGUCAUAGACCUCGUCGUCCGCCAGAAGCAAAGUGUCUUCUUCACCGGUCCCGCAGGGACAGGCAAGUCGGUCUUGAUGCGGGCCAUCAUCGCAGAGCUCAAGAAGAAGUGGGCUCGCGAUCCAGAGCGACUAAGCGUGACCGCUUCUACCGGUCUCGCCGCCUGCAACAUUGGGGGCCAGACUCUGCACAGCUUUUCUGGCAUCGGUCUGGGCAAGGAGGAUGUGCCGACGCUGGUGAAGAAGAUCCGAAAAAAUGCAAAGGCAAAAAAUAGAUGGCUGCGGACAAACACCCUCGUCAUUGACGAAGUGUCCAUGGUCGACGGCGAUCUCUUCGACAAACUCUCGCAGAUAGCCCGCACCAUCCGGAACAACGGGCGGCCGUUCGGCGGCAUCCAACUGGUAAUCACGGGCGACUUCUUCCAAUUGCCGCCCGUGCCCGACGGGGGAAAGAAAGAAGCCAAGUUCGCAUUCGAUGCAGCGACCUGGAACACCUCCAUCGACCAUACCAUUGGACUAACCCAAGUCUUCCGCCAAAAGGAUCCUCAUUUCGCCGGCAUUUUGAAUGAGAUGCGCCUCGGCAGGAUUAGCGAUGACACAGUCCAGACGUUCAAGGACCUAUCUAGGCCACUCGGCUUCGACGAUGGCCUCAGUUAUACCGAACUAUUCCCAACUCGCCAAGAGGUUGAGCGUUCGAAUGAGUCCAGACUACGCAGUCUCGACGGCCCACUAGUUCAUUACGAAGCGCAUGACUCUGGAGACCCGAGCUUGCGGGACCGGCUCCUGGCCAACAUGAUGGCGCCCAAAGGCCUUGCGCUGAAGAAGGGCGCCCAGGUCAUGCUAAUCAAGAACAUGGACGAGACACUUGUGAACGGCUCGCUCGGCAAGGUAAUUGGGUUCAUGAACGAAAUGACAUUUGAGCUCUGGAGCACGAAUGGGGCUGGCGAGGGAUUGGACUCGGGAGAUGAAGGCGAGGCGGAUGCGGGUUCCAAGAAGAAGAUCAAGGCAUUCAGCCGGGACACGGACGGCUCGAAGGACAUGAAGGAAUACCCAAUCGUCCGGUUUACCUCAACGGACGGGUCGCACCGCGUCCUCCUCUGCAUUCCGGAGGACUGGAAGGUGGAACUGCCGACGGGCGAGGUGCAGGCAUCUCGCAAGCAGCUGCCCCUCAUCCUGGCUUGGGCGCUCUCGAUCCACAAGGCGCAGGGGCAGACUCUGGAAAGGGUCAAGGUCGAUCUAGGGAAGGUGUUUGAAAAGGGGCAGGCGUAUGUGGCACUAAGUCGUGCGGUGAGCAAGCAAGGCCUCCAGGUGCUGAGGUUUGAGAAGAGCAAAGUCAUGGCCCACCCUCGGGUGAUACAGUUCUACAACAAGCUGUACAGCGCAGAGUCAGCGGUCAAGACGAAGAAGUCUCCAUCAAUGGCGGACUUUGCGUACAAGGGAACGUCGACCAAGGCAUCGAAAACCACUGGCUAUUCGUCGACAUCGAGAAGCACGGGCAGGAGGAACGUGGAUGUGAUCGACCUAGAUGAGGAAGAGGCGGCGAUGGCAGCGUAUGGUUAA